UGUGGUCAUGUGACACGAGUUGCACAACACAUUCUGUUUACGUUUUUAGGCGUACAUGAUUCAGAGUCUUGGAUCUGCACGAACGGUCUCAUAAGUAGCUGUUAUUGGGUAAUUUUCGACACCAUUUUACAAGUAGAGUCAUUAAAACUGAGAAUAAUAUGAAGAAUCUAGUAUUCGUGACCAUAUUUUGUGCAAUCGUCUCCACCGGGACAGCCCACCUGUGUUUGCUGAGCCCUCCACAACGCGGCUCAAUGAUGGGCAUUAACAAAGAAGCAUCUGCGGACUGCGGAUUGACUUCUGGUCCGUGUGGUGGUCGUAAUGCCAGCACAGGAGCUACUCUUGCUAUCAAGGAGGGCAGCAAUUUUACUGUUACUUUCCAGAAAAACCUUGAUCAUUAUUACGCAAGUAACCCGGGAUACUUCAAAAUAUCUGUGAGUUUUGAUGAAGAGCAGACUUUCAAGCUGUUACAUUCUACCAACGAUACUCCGGACCCAUCCCUCACUCUCUACUCUAUGAACGUCACCAUGCCAUUCAUGCCGUUGGAUAAGCCAGGGACAUUGCAGGUCGCUUACGUGACACAGAACCCGCAAGCUCCGAAAGAAUUCUACCAGUGUAGUGAUAUCAUGCUCUAUGGGGCAAACAUUAAAUUGGCAACCGUUGUUUGAGCUCUGGUCAAGGAUCCUCAUGUGCAAAUUGUUUUAAUUCAGAUAAAUUUGUUUCAAUCAUCAAAAUAAAGUUUUUUGAAAUGUUAUUUAUAGGAUUAGGUCCUUAAAAGAAAUAUUGCUACAUAGAAAUGGGUACCCUUUGUGACAAACAUAUGAAUUUAAAAAUCAGCAGUUUUAUUAGAAAAAAAUGAAUAUCAUAAAAAAAU
Molecule: messenger RNA, 871 nt
Organism: Lytechinus variegatus (green sea urchin)
Lineage: Eukaryota; Metazoa; Echinodermata; Echinoidea; Temnopleuroida; Toxopneustidae
Exons: 6
Coding region: 159-665 (168 amino acids)
Source: RefSeq, a predicted model, not a curated record